This is a messenger RNA of Pelobates cultripes (western spadefoot toad), 285 nucleotides long. The record is from the annotation of a GenBank genome assembly. NCBI's taxonomy places the organism in Eukaryota, Metazoa, Chordata, Amphibia, Anura, Pelobatidae.
AUGGAGAACCAGUAUGCCAAACUGAAGAAACCUACGCUGAAGGAUCUACUAGAGAGCAGAGGAUGGAGUGCCAGUAACAGACCACGAAAAGAGCUGAUUGCUGAUCCGCUAGAGCUGGACGAGAUGGAUCAGUCCGUGGAAAGCCCCGAACUGAGUUUCCAGAACCAGGAGGAGGAGGAGAUCCGCCUCAUCGUCCUGGGGAGGCUAGAUAUGUAUCCGGCCCCAUCUGAGGUCAAAGCAGAGAUUGAGGUCAAAGCAGGUCCUAGAGGUCAAAGCAGAGAUUGA